AUGUUCGCUCCCUGCGAGUGCGUGAGGCGAGGGGGCAGAAGGACCAUGAAAAUGAUCCGGUUCCGGAGCUCGAGCAUCAGGUCGCUGAGCCAGGAGAUGAAAUGCACAAUCCGUCUGUUGGACGACUCGGAGAUCUCCUGCCACAUCCAGAGAGAGACCAAAGGCCAGUUUCUUAUAGAUCAUGUUUGCAAUCACUACUGUUUGUUAGAAAAAGACUAUUUUGGCAUUCGCUAUGUGGAUUCUGAAAAACAGAGGCAUUGGCUUGAGCCCAAUAAAUCUAUCUUCAAGCAAAUGAAAUCUCAUCCACCAUAUACCAUGUGCUUUAGAGUGAAAUUCUACCCUCAUGAACCCCUGAAGAUUAAGGAAGAGCUCACCAGGUACCUUUUAUACCUCCAAAUAAAAAGAGAUAUUUUCCAUGGCCGUUUGCUGUGUGGGUUUUCUGAUGCUGCUUACCUGGGAGCAUGCAUUAUUCAAGCUGAACUGGGUGAUUAUGAUUCUGAUGAACACGUGGAUAAUUACGUCAGUGAAUUUAAGAUCUUCCCUAAACAAUCUCAAAAGCUGGAAAGAAAAAUUGGUGAAAUACAUAAAAAUGAAGUCAGGGGGCAGAGUCCAGCUGUUGCUGAAUUUAAUUUAUUAUUAAGAGCACAUUCUUUAGAAACCUAUGGUGUUGAUCCUCAUCCUUGCAAGGAUUCAACUGGGACUACAACGUUUUUAGGAUUCAUAGCUACAGGUUUUGUGGUAUUCCAGGGAAAUAAAAGGAUACAUUUGCUAAAAUGGUCUGAUGUCUGUAAACUAAAGUUUGAAGGGAAGACAUUUUAUGUGAUUGCAGUUCAGAAGGAGAAAAAGGCUAUGUUAUCAUUCCAUACUUCUACACCAGCAGCUUGCAAGCAUCUCUGGAAAUGUGGUGUGGAGAAUCAGGCUUUUUACAAAUAUGCAAAAUCAAGCCAAAUCAAAACGAUGUCCAGCAGCAAAAUAUUUUUUAAAGGCAGCAGAUUUAGAUACAGUGGCAAAGUUGCAAAAGAAGUUGUUGAAGCAAGUUCAAAGAUCCAGAGGGAGCCUCCAGAAGUGCACAGAACCAACAUUACUCAAAGUCGUAGCUCUUAUUCUUUAAGCAAACAACUCAUAAUAAACAUGGAACCUCUGCAACCUCUCCAUCCAUCACCAGAUGACCAGGAAGAGGUUCUUUCUGAUGAAGGGGAAGAUCCUGCUAUCAGUCCCCACCUGGUACAGCAUGAUCCCAUCCCUGUACUUCUUCCUGGAAGCCUUACAACUUGGAAAUCUGGUUCUUUCUCCAUUCCACGUGAUACUCCCCCCCGUAUUCGUAAUCCCAGAUCUCUUGGAAUCCAACUGCCGAAGGAAGAUGAUAUUUCGCUCCCUGUGAUAUCAAGCUCUCCUACUAAAGAAACAGAUGAUGGUUCAGAUCUUUCGGUUGAGGAGGGUGAGAAAAUCAAAGAGGAGCCUUUAACAAUUUCAGAAUUGAUGUACAAUCCAAGUACCAGUUUGCUACCAACUCCUGUUAAUGAUGAGGAGAUAGACCUUCUCUUUCAAACUUCUCCAAGGGUAGAAAAUGGGAAAGAAGAUACAGAUUCAUUUGAGGAACUGGAAGCAGAUGAAAAUGCAUUUUUGGUUGCAGAGGAGGAGGAGUUGAAGGAAGCCCGAAAAGCACUGAGGUGGAGCUAUGACUUUUUGAUGGGUAACUUGAAGGUAAACUCUGCUGUGAGGAGUUUUUCCAGACUUCUUUUUGUUGGGCUUGGCGUGUUGCUUGUGGUUUUCCCUCUACUACUUGUCCUUCUGGAAUCAGAUCUUGACAUCUCCUUCCUCCACGAAAUCCGCCAAACACCAGAAUUUCAGCAGUUUCACAUUGAAUAUUACUGUCCUCUCAGACAGUGGAUAGCCUGCAAAGUAGACUUCAUUAGCCAUUUGUUUGGCAGCUCUUAAACAUAAAAAAUGUGCAAAACUAAGGGCUAUAUUCAAAACUAGUGAAUUUUAGUCAGUAUUUAGGUGCUCAUAAACAUCUUGCAGGU
This is a messenger RNA of Thamnophis elegans (Western terrestrial garter snake), 2024 nucleotides long. RefSeq names its product FERM domain containing 3 (gene FRMD3). The record is from RefSeq and is a predicted model, not a curated record. Bases 1 to 1938 code for a protein of 645 amino acids. Lineage: Eukaryota; Metazoa; Chordata; Lepidosauria; Squamata; Natricidae. Gene Ontology annotation, molecular function: cytoskeletal protein binding. The transcript is spliced from 15 exons. Gene Ontology annotation, cellular component: cytoskeleton.